Molecule: messenger RNA, 1835 nt
Organism: Gossypium raimondii (Peruvian cotton)
Lineage: Eukaryota; Viridiplantae; Streptophyta; Magnoliopsida; Malvales; Malvaceae
Product: CBS domain-containing protein CBSX6
Exons: 3
Coding region: 389-1672 (427 amino acids)
Source: RefSeq, a predicted model, not a curated record
GCCACUAAUUCAGUCAGUGUUUUGUGAGAGAUCACCGCAAUGGCCUUUUGUUUCAUUAUUUUCGUUUCAAUCCCUCCUUAUCUUCCUCCUCUUUUCCCUCUUAUAAUUCUUCCCCCUCACCAUUUUCUUUUGGUUUCUAGAAAAAAAAACCCAGAUUUUUCUUUCAUUUCUGAAGUGAAUUAAGCAAAAAAAAAAAAAAGAUGAAGAAAACCCUUUUUGACUCUUUUUAAUAUUGUAUAUUGAAUUAUUAUCGUUUUUAUAGAAAACCCAAUAUGUUCUUAUAGAACAGUUCAUUUGUUGUAAUUGAUAAACAAAAAGUGAAGAGAAAAAAAAAUCAUUUUUGUAUUGAAUAAGUCAAAACCCAGUUCAGCUUUCUCGGUAAACAAACAUGGCAUCGGUGUUUUUAUACCAUGUAGUGGGUGAUCUAACGGUGGGGAAGCCAGAAUUGGAAGAAUUUUAUGAAACAGAAACGAUUGGAUCAGCUAUAAGAGCAAUAAGAGAGUCAACAGGGUGUGGUAUAACAGUUUGGAAAAGAAAAACUCAUAUGGAAAUGGCGGAAAACAAUGAUACGAGACAACAAAGAUUUGUGGGUAUUUUAACUUCACUUGAUGUUGUGUCUUUUUUAGCUAAACCUCAAUGUUUGGAAGACCAGGACAAAGCUAUGAAAACACUUGUGUCUGAUGUUGUUGUCCCUGACAAUGCUCUCUUGAAGAUUGUUGAUCCUGGUAUUAGAUUGAUAGAUGCAUUGGAGAUGAUGAAACAAGGUGUGAGGCGACUUCUUGUUCUGAAGAGCACGGUAUGGAAAGGAAUGAGCAAGAGAUUCUCGAUCCUUUAUAAUGGCAAGUGGCUCAAGAAUGUGGACAACAGUAGUAACCUCAGUAUUAAUGUCAGUGCCCCUUCAUCUGCUGCGUCUUCUGCUUCUUCUUCCUCAUCAUCCACCCCACCCUUCAUGCGCAACAAGUUUUGCUGUUUGUCGAGAGAAGACAUAAUCCGUUUCCUCAUCGGUUGCCUCGGUGCUCUAGCCCCACUCCCCCUGUCUUCGAUCUCCUCACUUGGAGCUAUUAACCACAACUAUAGCUCCAUUGACGCUUCCCUCCCAGCUGCCGAAGCAACGCAAAAAAAUCCGGGUGAUCCCAGCGCGUUUGCCAUUAUGGAGAGCACACCAGAUGGUCGGCAUAGAAUUUUAGGAGAAAUCUCAGUCUCUAAACUAUGGAAAUGUGAUUAUAUAGCCGCAGCAUGGGCUUUAGCCAACCUUUCUGCCGGACAAUUCAUUAUGGGGAUCGAGGAUAAUGUGAGUUCGAGAUGGCUCACUGAUUGCAAUAAUAAUUCCCUAGACAAUGGUGUUGAAUCAACAAGGCCAAGGAAAAUCAGUAGUAUGAGCAGUGGGUACAGUCCAGUGUCCCCAACUUUCGGAGUCGGUCGGGGCACGUAUAGGGGCAGAAGUGCACCCUUGACAUGUAAAACCACAAGCUCGUUGGCCGCGGUUAUGGCUCAAAUGCUAUCUCAUAGGGCAACCCAUGUUUGGGUGACUGAAGGUGAAGAUGAUGAUGAUGUUUUAGUAGGGGUGGUGGGUUAUGCCGACAUUUUGGCUGCGGUCACCUCCAAAGCACCUAGUCUCUCCGCUCUCACACCUCGAUCUAUCAUAGAGCUUCGCCUGGAAAAUCAUCAUUGAAUUCCCAAACCCUACCUCUUUUUACCAUUUUCCUUUUUUAUUCUAUUUUAUUUAUUUAUUUAUUUUAGUUCCAUUGCUGUUCUUGACUUUAGCACCCAUGUUUGCCCUCUUAUGCAGCACAUUUUGCUUUAUGAGGUUUAAGAGAGUUAUCUGUAUUUUUCUA